GAGCGAAGGCCGCGUGAGGAGCUUGAUUUCAAACUUGAAGAGCUCGAGGCCGAAACGAGCGAUCACCUCACCCGGCUAGACUGGGUGGAGGAAGCCGUCGUCGACAGAAAAAAAGUCGACAAGGAGUGGAAAAUCUGGAUGAAAGAGGAGCAUGCCAGGCUGUCCCGCGGUCAGGAGGCAGAGUGGCAGGCUCCAGAGCACGAG
Symbiodinium sp. CCMP2456 is the source of this 204-nucleotide messenger RNA. The record is from the annotation of a GenBank genome assembly. NCBI's taxonomy places the organism in Eukaryota, Dinophyceae, Suessiales, Symbiodiniaceae.